Molecule: messenger RNA, 921 nt
Organism: Hydra vulgaris (swiftwater hydra)
Lineage: Eukaryota; Metazoa; Cnidaria; Hydrozoa; Anthoathecata; Hydridae
Biological process (GO): signal transduction
Molecular function (GO): protein binding
Source: RefSeq, a predicted model, not a curated record
AAUCAAUAAUAUUUAAACAAAUCAAAAUAAGGGAAAUAACCGCCAUUGCGAUUUUUAACUUUGUUUCCAAACGCGUUUAAAACAAAUGUGAUCUAAGAAAUGACAAUUUUAAAAAUCAUCGUUAUUUGAAUACAAAGUUUGGAAGGUCUCUUUUAUCUUAUCGUGGAACUUUUCUAUGGAAAAUUCUAUUUUUUUAAAAAUUGUUUUUUAAAUGGAUGGAGUUCUACGAAAUCCACAAUUUCAAAUUAAAUUGUCCGAACUACUUGAUCAAGAUUGGUUUAAGAUUGGUAUUUACUUAAAUAUCAAAGAGCGUAUGUUAGAAUCAAUCAAGAAUGAUUCUAUGAAUUUUCCAAAACCAGAACAGAAAGCAUAUGAAAUGAUAAAAAAAUGGUUCAAUUUUGAUAAAAAUCCGACGUUUGAAAAGUUACAACUUGCUAUUUUAAGUAUUCCAAAAAACGAUUUAUUGAAGGAGGUGGAAGAUCUUGCAAAUAUGUUUUUAAACGAUUCUUCACAUUCACCAAGUAACACUAGCGAAAGAAAUUCUUUAUUAAACACCGGGAGUUAUAAUCAAUUUCCACUGACUCAAAUAAUUGUUGGGAGAGUUGGUUAUUUAAUCGGAGAUAAGUUUGACAGUUUUGGACGUCGUCUUGGUUUAUCUCAAUAUGAUGUUAGCAAUAUUAAUACCGAUGAACGAAAUGCGCAAGCAAAAGCAGUUGCUGUUAUAAAUAUGUGGAUUGAACGUAAUGGGAUCUCAAAAUGGGAACAGUUAAAAAAAGAGCUGUUAUUGUUUGAAUGUAAAAAUACUGUUGAAAUAAUUGAGAAUGAGUUUGCAUAUAAAUAAUGAGUAACGCAACUAAUAAUUUAUUUUUUAAUAAAUUAUUAUUUGUAGUACAUGGCAAAAAAAAUAUUCAUAUAGUAAAA